AUUCACUCCACUGAAGAUGCAGGAUGAAGAAAGAUACAUGACAUUGAACGUACAGGCGAAUAAAAGAAGUUCUAACCAAACAUCUCAACUUAAAUUUAAAGGUUAUUCUGUGAUGUUGCACCGGUAUAAAAUAUUAUUGGGAAUAUCUGGAACAGUAAAUGGUAUUCUGGUUUUGACUUUAAUCUCCCUGACUGUGUUGGUUUCUCAGGGAGUGUUGCUAAAAUGCCAGAAAGGAAAUAAUUCAAAUAUCACCCAGCAUGAUGAUAUUGGAAACCUGAACAUGAAUAGUGACACAAGAGGAAACAUACGUAAUAAGGACGCAGGCCGCUGUGUUUCAAGAGCUGCAGACCAUACAGGAUUGUGCCCAUCAGAAUGGUUCAAAUAUCAAGAAAAGUGUUAUUGGUUCUCUAAUGAGAUGAAAAGUUGGAGUGAUAGCUAUGGGUAUUGUUUGGGAAGACAAUCUCAUCUACUAAUCAUUCAGGACCAACUUGAAAUGUCUUUUAUACAGAAAAACCUGAAACAAUCAAACUACGUGUGGAUUGGACUUAACUUUACCUCCCUGAGGAGGACAUGGACCUGGGUGGAUGGUUCUCCAUUAGAUUCAAAGAUAUUCUUCAUAAAAGGUCCAGCUAAAGAAAACAGUUGCGCUGCCAUCAAGGAAAACAAAAUUUACUCUGAAACCUGCAGCAGUGUUUUCAAAUGGAUUUGCCAAUAUUAGAAUUAAAAAAAAAUGAUAAUGGAAUAAUCAAUGAUCAAAUUUUUUGCCUAUUAGAUUCUAAUAUUAUUCUUUAGGAGUAAGAAUUUAAAAUAGCAAUUAAACACCAAAAUCUAUUCUUUAUUUUCCCUCCAGCAUGUACAUUGGUCCUAGACUCAGAGUAACCCAUGUUAACCAUGUAAAAUAUGCUUUUCCAAUUUUUUAUGUGAUAAUAUAAUCCUGU
Ceratotherium simum simum (southern white rhinoceros) is the source of this 938-nucleotide messenger RNA. It is a transcript of the gene KLRF1, whose product is annotated as killer cell lectin like receptor F1. The record is from RefSeq and is a predicted model, not a curated record. Lineage: Eukaryota; Metazoa; Chordata; Mammalia; Perissodactyla; Rhinocerotidae. Gene Ontology annotation, cellular component: plasma membrane.